This is a messenger RNA of Aspergillus chevalieri, 321 nucleotides long. RefSeq lists its product as uncharacterized. The transcript has a single exon. The record is from RefSeq and is a predicted model, not a curated record. Bases 1 to 321 code for a protein of 106 amino acids. Lineage: Eukaryota; Fungi; Ascomycota; Eurotiomycetes; Eurotiales; Aspergillaceae.
AUGGCAGGAGCCCUUGGAAAACUGACCAUCACUUUUCACCGUGAUUUUAUCGACGACGUCCGCCCUUACCCUACGGGGCCCUCCAUGCCGGACUACGUGGAGAUUCAUACCAAUAUCAAUAUCUUUCCAGAGGGUGAUUUCUACGACUCAGGAGUAGUGGUCGAGCCUCUCCAUACUUAUGUGAGAGCCUAUAUCACGCGCUUUGACCAAGAGAUCUAUGUUCCCAAUGCGUUUUUCUACGCGGAUGAUCGAUUCCAUGUAACUAUUGCGGAAGAAAAUCAGUCGGAAAUUAUCAUACAAGCUUUGAGCUUGCAAAGGUGA